Messenger RNA from Lasiosphaeria miniovina, 1159 nucleotides. RefSeq lists its product as uncharacterized. Lineage: Eukaryota; Fungi; Ascomycota; Sordariomycetes; Sordariales; Lasiosphaeriaceae. Bases 409 to 1059 code for a protein of 216 amino acids. The record is from RefSeq and is a predicted model, not a curated record. The transcript is spliced from 3 exons.
CUACGAGGCUUGACAACGUAAUCAUCUACCAAAUGGAACAACUGCUGUCGUCAGCCAACAACUGAUAAUACACUGCCAUUGCUGUGCCGCGUCCGUGUCUUACUAAAAAAGACUUGGUCGUUUGGUUUUCCUGGCAUCAAAUUUCUAGCACCCUCGUCCUAAUAUGGCGCGGCAAGCUUGACAAUCGACUUAUUCUUGCCUUAUUGCUUCGCCCCACCAUUGACCCGUAUCCGUUGAGUCGCAACCAACCCUUUACCACAUCUCGCGCAGGACAGCGGCCAGCCAGCUGCUUCAUCUCUCGAGGCGCGAAUCUCGAACUCCAAAGCCGCGUCAAGUGCAACCGCUUUCCUCUCCUUCAGCAAAGGAAUAAAUAACCCCCCAAUAAAACCCGAGAGAGAGAUCCCGGCCAUGGACUUCGCGCCCUACCAAUCCUCUCCCCCGGAGCACGGGCGCACGCUAUCCCCGGUGCAGCACGACGGCCCCGCGUCGCCGCGCACCUCGUUCGACGCGCGCAGGUCCUUCUCACCCGGCUUCCAGCAGCAGCAGCGGCCGUCACAGGUGUCGCCGCCGCCUCUGCAGCACCCGCAGCCGCAGCGGGCGUGGUCAGGCGACGGGAUUCGGACGUCGAUCGGCGGCGGGAUUGGGUUAGGCGGCGGCGGCGGCGGCGGCGGCGGAAUGGGCGAUUACUUCAACGCUCUGGGCGCCCGCGAGGGCAUGGUGUCCGAGUUCGACACGAGCCUGGGCCUGCGCCUCGACUACGAGGCCUGUCUGGCGUACCUGGCGCUGCCGCCGCUCGGCGCCAUCGUGUUGUUGAUUCUGGAGCGCAAGAGCGACUACGUCCGGUUUCACGCAUGGCAGUCUAGCUUACUCUUCACGGCGGUGUUCGUUGUCCAUCUCCUAUUCUCGUGGUCGAGGUUCCUGAGCUGGGUCCUCUUCCUUGGCGACCUCGUCCUCAUAGGCUGGCUGGUCAUCAACGCAUACAGAGACGCAGACACUCUCGACAGAUACGAAGUACCGAUUGUUGGGCGGUUAGCAAGCAGGAUAUUGGACGACGAGUAAAAGAGAGGGGGUUAGCAUGGACGGUUAUAUCUAGCCCGGGAAGGGUGGCGCAAUGGGAGGCCUUAUUGUCUUUUGUGUGUGUUCUUGGUACAUAUUAUUC